Molecule: messenger RNA, 2863 nt
Organism: Amoebophrya sp. A25
Lineage: Eukaryota; Dinophyceae; Syndiniales; Amoebophryaceae
Source: the annotation of a GenBank genome assembly
CAUGCUUCUAUCGUUUUCUUUUUCACCUUGCUCCUAGUCUAGUGGUCAGAAAAUGAAAGUGAUGAAGAAGCGGUUGCGCUCGAGGGAGGGACGUGAGCCCGACACUGAACCCAUGAAAAAGCUUAAACGGCGAGUUGUCAAAAAGACAAAGCGGAGCGAACCAAAAGCGACCACGACAAAUGAGGACCAGGAUCAGGAGGCAGAAAUCGUUGAAGAGAGUCCUGAUGAUCAGAGCAGCGAAAAUGCGGAUGAAAGUCCUGCAGCUACCACAGUAGAAGAAGAACUUGCACCAGCACUCGUGGUUGGAGACAACGCAGAACUCAUAAAGGAUCUCGAAAAGCAGUUUUGCGACAAUGACAACCAUCUAGUCACAGCCGACUUUCUCACUCGUGUCCAGCGUUUCACCGAUUUACGCGAGCACAGCUCAACGCCAGUCCCACAGUGGAUCCUCAAUGGCCUUCAGCACUUGAACCUGUUUUAUCCUACUCGCAUCCAGAAGCUGUCCUUACCUUACUGCAUGCAGGGAAGAAAUGUCAUCGGGAAUGCCAAAACGGGUACCGGAAAGACCCUCUGUUACGUGCUUCCGACGUUGUUGCAACUGUCCAUGGAUCCCUUUGGCGUGUUCGGACUGAUUUUAUCCCCAGUGCGUGAGCUGUGUUUCCAGAUCGCAGACGUCUUUGACGCUUUGGGAAAACCGAUUCACUGCAGCACCCUGGUAUUGGUGGGAGGACGAGAUAUGCUGACGCAGGUACAUUGAAGAAAUGUUGUCUAUCCCCUCUGUUGGUUCAUUCAGUGUAGAGAAAUGUUGUCUAUCCCCUCUGUUGGUUCAUUCAGUGUAGAGAAAUGUUGUCUAUCCCCUCUGUUGGUUCAUUCAGUGUAGAGAAAUGUUGUCUAUCCCCUCUGUUGGUUCAUUCAGUGUAGAGAAAUGUUGUCUAUCCCUUCUGUUGGUUCAUUCAGUGUAGCUCUACAAUUUAGGCCCUUAAGGGAGUCUGCACUGAACUUUGUGCGAGAUUAAUUGUAUGUAUGUUGUUGUAAUUUGAAUAUCCCGCUCAGGUCGACCGCCUAACCUCCGCAUGCCCCCAUAUCGUGGUCGCAACGCCUGGUCGUUUGUCUGACUUUUUCGAGUCCCACGCGCUCGUGAAAGACGCUUUUACGCGUGUCCGCGUCUUCGUUGUGGAUGAAGCGGAUCGCGUUUUCAGUGCUGGAUUCGAGAACGAAUUGGGCACGAUUUUGGAAAACAUCCCGUCAAAGGACAAGCGACAAACCAUGCUUUUCUCCGCAACCGUGACAGAAAAUGUCAAGGCGCUUUGGAGACAAAGCACGAGCUCAUCUUCAUCUUCCACAGGGGGGUCAACAUCAGCUUCAUCAUCAGGAAAAAACGUGCAAGAAGACCAUCCCGGACGAUACUUCUUUUUCGAUGCUAUCGCCCAUGAACAAUUGGAAAUCCGGAAGAGUACUGCUGGAGGUGCGUCUUGUACUUCUCUGAUCACACAAGCAGGAGAGCAGCAUGGCUCUAUGGCAACAUCAACAAACAACCCAACCAGUACCUCUCUAGUCGCGACUCCGCAUUUGCUGGAGCAAGCAUAUCUUUUCGUUCCCCCUCAAGCGAAACUGUGCUACCUCUACUACCUGCUCACCGAAGACCCAGACGUCGCGAACGAGAGCACCAUCAUUUUUUGCUCCAGCAUUGAGAUGUGCCAGAGACUCCAGACCACCUUAGAGUACGCCUUGCACAUCAAAAACACCCAAUGCCUGCACUCGUUGCAAUCCCAGCGGUUACGUUUGGUGUCCAUGCUGAAAUUCAAGUCCGCUUGUAGCGCAAGAGAGGUGAUGUCGAAACAAGAUCAUGGUUCUUCUCCGGGAGUUGCUAAGUCUUCUUCUUCGAGUAAAAAUGCUAAAAUAAAAGCAGGUGGAAAGAACAAGAAACUCAAGAAAAAAAGCGGAAACGGUGGAACACUAGAUGCAACAACUUCAGAAGACCAUGCUGGCGAAGACUUAGAAGACGAAGAAGUGCAUAGAGAGCGACAGGUAGUCUUAGUUGCGACUGACGUUGCAGCUCGUGGUUUGGACAUCCCGAGUGUUGGCGUAGUGAUCAACUACGACCUACCGCUAGACCCAGCCGAAUACGUGCAUCGCGUAGGACGAACUGCUCGUGGCGCGAACGCGAGCAAGGGGUUGGCGAUUUCGUUUGUUACGAACCAGAACGACGCAAGGAAACUCCAGGCAGUCGAAGACAGAGUAGGAAUGAAAAUGCCGGAGUAUAGAGGUGAAAGGAAAACUGAAGAGACCACUGUCGUGAAACCUUCAACACCGUCAACUUCACAAGAUAUUGAGACUCUUCAGAAUAAGGAUCUUCAGAAGAAGAGCACUGCCCUAGCGAAAGAGUCCUCAGCUGGUCGCACAUUAGACGCAGACCAGAACCUGCAGGAAGGCAGAAUAAACGAAGUAGAUGAUCAACAAGCUGAGUCCCUUCUACGUGGCAAAGUGCGAGAGUCAGUGGUGAUCAAGCAGUUGUGCGAUGCAGAAACCGGAGUCAACCUACAACUAGGCACUUCUGCGAAACGACGUACGCCAUUAGACGAAGACGUUGUGCUGAAAAAGCUGAAUAAGGUAACGAGAGCGUGGCAAAAGUCCAGCUUGUUACUCUACGAAGUGGGUUUCAACGAGAAAAUCGCAGAGCACAAGGACCGAAAACAAAAGGGUAGAGGAACGUAGACGUGGUAAAGUGCUUAGAUUAUGACAUGGACUUGCUGGUGGAUCCUGUCCUCAUCUGAAGAUGGCUCUUUACAAAUUCUGUUUUCCUUAUUGUGUGUGACAAUGCUGCAAAGAAGAAGAACUAUCGACAGUCGAAGAAGCUACCAAC